Sciurus carolinensis (gray squirrel) is the source of this 550-nucleotide messenger RNA. It is a transcript of the gene Fxyd3, whose product is annotated as FXYD domain containing ion transport regulator 3. The coding region runs from base 110 to 376 and encodes 88 amino acids. NCBI's taxonomy places the organism in Eukaryota, Metazoa, Chordata, Mammalia, Rodentia, Sciuridae. The record is from RefSeq and is a predicted model, not a curated record. Gene Ontology annotation, molecular function: sodium channel regulator activity. The transcript is spliced from 8 exons. Gene Ontology annotation, cellular component: membrane. Gene Ontology annotation, biological process: regulation of sodium ion transmembrane transporter activity.
CUCAGGGCGUGGCCAUUGUGGAUAAAGGCAGAGCUCAGGACUCCGCUUGGCAGCUGGCUUUCUCCGGAACCCCAGCUCUGCCAAAGGAGCCACCAGGUCAGUUCUCAACAUGCGAGAGGUGGCUCUCAGCCUGCUGGUCCUCCUGGCAGGUCUGCCUGCACUGGACGCCAACGACCCGGAAGAUAAAAACAGUCCUUUCUACUAUGAUUGGUACAGCCUCCGGGUCGGAGGACUCAUCUGUGCGGCGGUCAUGUGCGCCAUCGGCAUCAUUGUCCUCAUGAGCGGAAAAUGCAAAUGCAGAUUCAGUCCGAAGCCCAGUCAUCGGCCAGGGGAUGGCCCGCCUCUCAUCACUCCAGGUUCCGCCCACAACUGCUGAGGUCCCACCAGCUGAAAGAACACAGAGGGCCCUUCUUUGUCCCCACGUCCUGGCUGGGCACAGAAGCCUAGACUCCAGGGUAACCUCCUCCCUCCCCUCCUCUCAAGGGAGGGCAGGCUCUUUGUUCAAGGCUAAUACAAAAUCGUCUUGCCUGCCGCCCAGGCAGCCUGCAGA